Rubroshorea leprosula is the source of this 3301-nucleotide messenger RNA. Lineage: Eukaryota; Viridiplantae; Streptophyta; Magnoliopsida; Malvales; Dipterocarpaceae. The record is from the annotation of a GenBank genome assembly.
CCCUUCAUUUCCAGGGAGCAAAAAUGGUGGAAUUCUUCUGAACAGAGCAGACUCAGAGCAAUGGGAAAGAACACAACCCAAUUGUUGUUGUUCUUCUUCUUCUUCCUUUGCUAUGGCAUUGUUUCUGUUUCUUCUAAUGGGGUUUUGAGUGAUGAAGUUUCGGCUUUGUUGUCAUUAAAAUCGAGUUUGAAUGAUUCGUUGAAUAGUCUCAAUGAUUGGAAGUUUCCGGCGACUGCAGCGGAGCAUUCAGUUCACUGCAACUGGACUGGAGUGUCCUGUAACUCCGCCGGUGCUGUUGAAAAGCUUGAUCUUUCACGUAUGAAUCUCAGCGGUCGCAUUUCCGGUGAUAUCCAGAAUCUGAAAAGCCUUAGUUUUCUCAAUCUCUGCUGCAAUCAGUUCUCUACGUUUCUUCCCAUAUCAAUAGCCAAUCUCACUUCGCUACAAUUCAUCGAUGUGAGUCAGAAUUUUUUCACCGGUAUCUUGCCGAUUGGUUUUGGGAGAGCUUCCAACUUAACUCUGCUGAAUGCUUCCAGCAAUAGCUUCACUGGGUUUAUCCCAGAGGAUCUCGGCAAUGCAACGUCGUUGCAUACUCUGGACCUCAGGGGAAGUUUACUCCACGGUUCGAUUCCGAAGUCGCUCGGAAACUUGCAGAAGCUGAAGUUCCUGGGUCUUUCCGGAAAUAAUCUGACCGGUGAAAUUCCGGGGGAGCUCGGGCAGCUUUCGUCGCUAGAGACCAUGAUUAUUGGGUACAAUGAGUUUGAAAGUGAAAUUCCGAGGGAGUUCGGUAAUCUUAGCAGCUUGAAGUACCUUGAUAUGACGACCGGAAAUCUGAGUGGCGAGAUUCCGGGGGAACUGGGGAAGCUCAAGGUGUUGGAAACGGCUUUUCUGUAUGGGAACAAUUUUGAAGGAAAGAUUCCACCGUCAAUCGGCAACCUUACGUCGUUGCAGGUGUUGGAUCUCUCCGACAACGUGUUGACCAGUGAGAUACCGGCAGAGAUUUCCGAGCUGAAGAACUUGCAGAUAUUAAAUUUAAUGUGCAACAAUUUAUCCGGCUCUGUUCCAGUCGGACUGGCAGGAUUGACCCAGUUGAAGGAGCUUAAGCUAUGGAAUAAUUCUUUGUCAGGCACUCUGCCCAGCGAUCUGGGCAAGAAUUCGCCAUUGCAGCGGUUGGACGUAUCGUCCAAUUCAUUUUCCGGUGUGAUUCCGGCGACAUUGUGCAACGGGGGCAAUCUUACCAAGCUCAUUCUGUUCAACAAUGCCUUCUCGGGUCCAAUUCCGGUCAGCUUAUCGACUUGCCUCUCACUUGUCCGUGUACGGAUGCAGGACAAUCUUCUCACGGGACCAAUUCCGGUGGGGUUGGGUCGACUCGAAAAGCUGGAAAGGUUAGAAUUGGCCAAUAACAGUCUUACUGGAGAAAUCCCAGAUGAUAUUGCUUCUUCUUCAUCACUUUCUUUCAUUGAUCUUUCUCAGAAUCAUCUCCGAUCUUCUCUUCCGUCCACGAUCCUUUCAAUUCCUAAUCUUCAAACAUUCAUUGCUUCAAAUAACUAUUUAGUUGGAGAAAUACCAGAUCAAUUUCAAGAUUGCCCUGCUCUUUCUCAGCUUGAUCUGUCCUCAAAUCAUUUAAACGGGGUAAUUCCGGCGAGCAUUGCUUCCUGUGAGAAAUUGGUCACUCUGAACCUGAAGAACAACCGAUUAACCGGAGAAAUUCCUAAAUCAAUCGCAAUGAUGUCCUCAUUGGCCGUUCUUGAUUUAUCCAAUAACUCCCUUACGGGUGGAAUACCGGAGAAUAUCGGAUCUUCCCCGGCAUUGGAGGUGCUCAAUGUCUCGUAUAACAAGUUGCAGGGUCUUGUUCCGGCAAAUGGGGUUCUUAGAACGAUAAACCCAGAUGAUCUGGUCGGCAACACCGGCCUCUGCGGAGGCGUCCUCCCCCCGUGCGGCAGAUAUUCGUUGAAUUCAUCAAAACAGAGGAUCAUGCGUGAGAAGCACAUCAUCGGCCUAUGGUUCAUCGGAAUCUCAUCGGUUCUAGCUGCCGGAAUCCUAAUUAUGGGCGGUUGGAUACUUUUCAAGAACUGGUAUUCAAACCGCAGUUGCUUCGAAGAACGGUUCGAAACCGGAAACGGCGAGUGGCCGUGGAGACUGAUGGCGUUCCAGAGACUCGGUUUUACGGCAGCUGACAUCCUCGCCUGCAUCAAAGAAUCAAACAUGAUCGGAAUGGGAGCAACCGGCGUCGUAUACAAAGCCGAAAUGCAGCAGAAAAGCACCGUUGUGGCCGUUAAAAAGCUCUGGAGAUCGGGGACUGAUUUGGAAACCGGAAACAGCGGGGAUUUCAUCGGAGAGGUGAAUCUCCUAGGAAAGCUACGGCAUCGGAACAUCGUCCGAUUACUGGGGUUUCUCCAUAACAAUUCCAGCAUGAUGAUAGUAUACGAGUUCAUGCAAAAUGGCAGCCUCGGAGAAGCCUUGCAUGGCAAACAGGCGGGAAGAUUGCUGGUGGAUUGGGUUUCCAGGUACAACAUUGCGGUGGGAGUUGCUCAUGGACUUGCUUAUCUCCACCAUGAUUGCCACCCUCCGGUCAUCCACCGUGACAUCAAGUCCAACAACAUUCUGCUUGAUGCAAACCUUGAGGCAAGGAUUGCGGAUUUCGGGUUGGCAAGGAUGAUGGUGAGGAAGAAUGAAACAGUUUCUAUGGUGGCAGGUUCCUAUGGUUACAUUGCUCCUGAGUAUGGUUACACCUUGAAGGUGGAUGAGAAGAUAGAUAUUUACAGCUUCGGAGUGGUUCUGCUGGAGCUUCUCACCGGGAAGAAGCCAUUGGAUCCAGAGUUUGGAGAAUCAGUAGAUAUAGUUGAAUGGAUUCGGAGGAAGAUUAGAGACAACGUAGGUUUGGAAGGGGCGUUAGAUCCUAAUGUAGGAAACUGUAAACAUGUUCAGGAAGAGAUGCUUUUAGUCCUUAGGAUAGCACUGCUCUGCACGGCCAAGCUCCCGAGGGACAGACCUUCAAUGAGGGAUGUCAUCACAAUGCUUGGAGAGGCAAAGCCUAGGAGAAAAAGCAGCAGCAGCAGCGACGUCGCCAGUGACAGCCAUGCAGCUAACAGGGAGAAGCCAGUGUUUAACACUUCACCUGUAAAUGGCCUUGUAUAGGAACAGAACAGAGUUCCCUUUCUAGGCCCUUCAAUUCUGUUCAAUUCUAAUUCUUAUUUUGUAUGUAGUUUUUGUAAUCAAUGUUUCAUUCAUAUUUAUGUCCAGAAAUUUUUGAAACCAGAUCAUGAAUGUCCAUUUCCUUUGCAAAUAAUUAAGUUGUAAUUUG